Trametes versicolor FP-101664 SS1 is the source of this 1576-nucleotide messenger RNA. Its product is annotated as Choline/ethanolaminephosphotransferase. The coding region runs from base 65 to 1330 and encodes 421 amino acids. Gene Ontology annotation, cellular component: membrane. Lineage: Eukaryota; Fungi; Basidiomycota; Agaricomycetes; Polyporales; Polyporaceae. Gene Ontology annotation, biological process: phospholipid biosynthetic process. Gene Ontology annotation, molecular function: phosphotransferase activity, for other substituted phosphate groups. The transcript has 10 exons. The record is from RefSeq and is a predicted model, not a curated record.
CGCUACUAGAGUCGUUGCUUGCUUUCUGUGUGUGCUCUGUGUAUAUUCUUCUAAUUCUGCUACGAUGGGAUAUGUCCCCCAACACGCGCUCGACAAUCUCAAGAAGUACUCCUACAAGGGCGUAGACAAAUCGCUUGUGUCGCGCUAUGUCCUCCAGCCGUUCUGGGCCUGGUUCGUCACCCUCUGGCCAACUUCGGUCGCGCCCAACACCAUCACCUUAACGGGCCUAUCGCUCGUGCUCGCAAAUUUUGCUACACUCCUAUACUACGACCCCAAAUAUCUUACGGAGAAGGAUGGUGCAGAAGGCCCUCCGAAUUGGAUAUACUUUACAUGGGCGGCCGGCCUUUUCUUGUAUCAAACCCUAGAUGCUAUAGACGGCAAGCAAGCACGGCGGACGGGCAUGGCAGGGCCCCUAGGCGAGAUGUUCGAUCACGGCUGCGAUGCACUAAACACGACCCUCGAGGUUGUGCUAGCCUGCCGUGCACUCAAUCUUGGACGGUCAUGGUGGACUGUAGCCUCCCAGGUCGCCACUCUCGCCAACUUCUACCUCACGACUUGGGAAGAGUACCACACGGGCCAGCUGUUCUUGGGUGUCUUUUCGGGACCCGUGGAAGGCAUUCUGUCCGUCGUGCUGCUUUACACGAUUACGGGGUUCACUGGUCCUCAAUUCUGGGAUACCGAAUUCCUCGCGCUCACUAGACUAGACCGGUACCCUAUCGUGCUGCAGUACAUCCCCAGGCUCGGCCUGAACGACGCCUUCAUGGUCUUCGGCGGCUUCGGCAUGGCCUUCAACAUUUUCACCAGCUGCAUCAACGUCUGGACCGCGCGCACCGCGUCCGGCAAGGGCCCGCUGUCCCCCCUGCUCUUCCUGCUCCCGUUCCCGGUGUCCGUCGCGCUCGAGGUCGCGUGGCUGAGCGCGCCGGCGUUCGACGACUCGCGCAUCCUGCACUCCGCGCUGUUCGUGCCGUUCCUGUGCGCGUGGGGCCUGCAGUUCGCGCACCAGGUCUCGCGCAUCAUCCUCGCGCACGUCACGCGCCAGCCGUUCCCGUGGUGGGACGCGAUGUGGGUGUGGAGCAUCGUCGGCGCGGUCGACGCGAACCUGCCGCGGCUCAUCGGCUACCCGCCGCUGAUCCAGAGCACGCUGCCGCGCACGGCGCUGUUCGUGUACGUGACGCUCGCGGUGACGUUCGUGUCGUACGCGCGGUUCUGCUACCUCGUGAUCAACGACAUCACGGAGUACCUCGGCAUCGCGUGCUUCACCGUGCGCAAGAAAGACCGCUCGGGCGAGUGGGUCGGCGCGGCGGAGGUGAACGGGGGCAAGAACCAGUAGGCGCUGAACUGGAAGCUGGGGAGGGAGGUGCGGGUGAUAUACGGGAGGGAGGAGGGAGGCGGCGGUAGGACGGAGGGCGGAAGGAAAAAGGAAACCACGAUUCACGGCUUGACGAACUAAUGACUAGGAACAUGCGUCGGCGCUCCAAGAUGCUGCAAGUAUACACUGUGAAAAGAUAUCCUAGCUACCUGACCGUGCUAGUAAAUACAGGAUUUCAAAAUCUCCGUAGCUCACCGCGCGUUGAGA